AAAGAAGGAAAAGGAAAAUAGAAAAAGAAAAGUGGGAAACCUAGCCUUCAUAAUCUUCUUCUUCCCCUUGCAGCGGCCGGCCACCCCCUUUCUGUUCAUUCUUCUUGGCCGGCGAGCCUCAGACGGCAAAGACCCCUAUGAAUUCACGUUGACACGAGCAGACACCCUCACGUUCAAGGUGUUACUCACGAACCCACUUUCUCUCCGUCACUUCUGGCGAGCCGUGGCGGUGAAACCCACGAGUCAUUUCUGCAAUGGUAACGCGAUUCUCCAUGAAGCUCCAUGGGUUUUAUGGUCGUUGUGUAGCCAAGCCGAUGUGACACCCAUGAGACGAGAACUCACUUUGUACACCUUCUCAUCAAUGUCUCACCGUUUCGACAGGUUUCAGUAUUGACCCACACUUCGAUUGGCUUCAAAUUGUUGUACCCAUAUCGUUUAAGGUCCAGAUCUGCCAAGUUCCACGUUUUUGGACACCCGCCAGCAAGGUUUAGAGCCUCUUCGAUAAGAUUCGAUGAAGGAUCAUGUGAAAGUUUUGAAGAAAGUGAAGUUUGGCGUUCAGGCAUAGGUCAUCAAAAGAUGUUUACAUUAGGAUUUGAUAGUUUGACUCAGGACUUCUUUGUAAUAAGUUGCUUCUGCUGAUUUGUAUUAAUUAAUAGUUCUCAGAUGCUCAUGAAGGAAUGAUUCUGACAAAGCAAUACCGGUGUGUGCAUUCAGCAAGCUGCCAGUGCACCAAGGGGCACCUCAGUGAGGAUGCAAUAUUCCUAGUAUUCCAGCAUUUGAACUGGAACCCGAAGUUGAUUGCUACUCUUUCCUGUGCAUGCAAAUGGUUUGACGAUCUCGCCAAGCGAGUGCUAUGGAAGGAGUUUUGCAGGACCCGAGCUCCAAAAAUGAUGCUGGAUCUGCAGUCUAGUGGGAGUCACAGUGUGGAUGGUAACUGGAGAGCUCUUGGAAAACUUCUUAUUUAUUGCUCGGGAUGUAAGAAGGGUGGUCUGUUCAAUAACAUUCAAAUUCCUGGUCAUUUUGUUUAUAGAACCCGAUUUUCUAGGACAUCGGGCAAGAGUUUUCUUAUGCCACAAUGCAGAACAGAUAUUUUAUAUGUAUCUGAUCCUUGUGAACAUCUCGAUCAAGGGGAAGAGGGGGAUAUUGGUUUCUUCAGGGGUAUUUUUAAGUCAUUUUCAAUGUCAAAGGUUAGGAAAAUGCUGAUAAAGAGAGGAGCAGAGCUUCAUCCGACGGAGGUGUGCCCUUAUUGUAAGGCCAAGCUAUGGAGCAUGCUACAAGCUAAAAUGAUCCCACAAAGUGCUAGCUGUAGAUUGGGUGCUUAUGAGGAUUGUAUCGACUACUAUGUCUGCCUGAAUGGACAUAUGCUUGGUAUUUGCACUCUGUUACCUUUGUCAGAUUCUGAGGAGACAUCCGAGUUGGAGUGAUAGCUAUCAUCCUACAACCCUACAGCUCAGAAAAGGUAACUAAACACAUCUAACGUGUGCAUGUUUCUCUAGAGAAUCUUGAAUCGAUUUCAAAUAUGAGCAACCAAACUGUUCUCAAGCUUUUGAGUCAAAUACAUCUUGUUUAAAUAUUUGUUGUGUUUUUCCUUCUGCAAUCAUGCUGAAGCAAGUGUUGUAAUUAUAUGGUUAUUAUGAUUUGAGUUUGCAUAUAUUCUUUAGAUUUGUUGAAUCCCAACCAACAAUAACCAGAGUAUGUAGUGGCAAAACUACUUCUAGUUACCUCCUAUUGGUUUUCAACUGGAGGAACUUGGGAAUUUUAUCUGAUCUAUGGAAUGGUUUCUUUUACAAGCCUCUGGUGUCUUUUACGUGCACCAGAAGGAAGAAAGGAAACCAGGGGAGUUGAAUUAUGUUAGGAAUCAAGGUAGUGUGAAAUGUCUUUGUCCCACAUUCUAGCCAAUGAGAUGACUAAUGUGGUAUUUGAGUAUCUUGGCUCUCCAAUGUGCUUAAGUACUGAACAAUUUUAUCAAAUCUAGUUGUCGACAUUGUGUAGUGGAACCGCUGGAGGGUUCUAAUCGGGUGUGGCUGAGUGAAAUAUUGCUUCAUAGGACGUCGGCUUUUUGAGGAUGGGGUAUUGUUAGGAACCAAGGUAGUAUGGGAUCCCUUUGUUCCAUAUUGGUUAGAAUGGGAACCAUCAUGAGUUGACUUAGUGGUAAAAGACGAGACAUAUCUCAAUAACUAAUUAAGAGUUCAUGGAUUCAAUCUAGGGUGACCACCUAUCUUGGAAUUAAUUUCCUACAAGUUACCUUGACACCCAAAUGUUGUUUGGUUAGGCAAGUUAUUUCGUGAGAUUAAUCGGGUGCGCAUAAGCUGGUCUGGACAGUCACAAGUAUUGGAAAAAAAUAUUGGUUAGAAUGGGAUGACCAAUAUGGUAUUUAAGUUGUUGGCUCUUCCACCCCAAAUAGCUUUUGGGGUGGAAUUUUCCAAGGUGCUUAAGUACCUAAUAGAUUAGUACCUAAGAAGGUGUGAUACUAUUUUUGGGUCUUUGGUGCAAGUGAGAAUGCACAGGAGAUGGCUUGUUGUUGGUGCUGCCACGGUGAAAUUGCAAAUAGAAGACCCAGGGGGAUGGGGAUGCGCCAAGGGGUUUAUACAAGUUUCUUUGCACUAAAUUGUAGUCGAAGUUUUUGCAUUUUCCAUUCUCUAUACCCUUCGUUUUCUUUUUUUUUUAAAAAAAUUAUUUAUGGGAACUAUUGCAUCUGAGAAGUCGUUGUUCUUGAACAGGUUGAUAAAAAUGCCUGGAAAAUCACUAUUUGAUCUCACGUAAAUUGCAUGAAUUUUGCGUCAAGUGCUUUCAACUUCUGUUUCAUGGAAUCAAAGAAACCAAUCCCAUCUCGUUUUCAUCUGCAAUCUGCAGCUUUAGCAUUCUGGACAAUUUUUUCACGGGUGAAGUCUUGGGACAAGAUUUUUGUCAAAAGGGAAAAAACAAAAACAUCCUUUUUACCUCAAAAGGUUGUGUGUGAACCAUGUCUUUUUCAUGUAAAUUAACCUUGAUUCUAUACUUGAUAUUGUUGGGAUGAUUAUGUACCCGUCUUAUAAGGCAACGGAUUGCUUCAUAUUUUCUAAACA
Cucumis melo (muskmelon) is the source of this 3065-nucleotide messenger RNA. RefSeq names its product EID1-like F-box protein 2. The coding region runs from base 678 to 1424 and encodes 248 amino acids. The record is from RefSeq and is a predicted model, not a curated record. Gene Ontology annotation, molecular function: protein binding. The transcript is spliced from 3 exons. NCBI's taxonomy places the organism in Eukaryota, Viridiplantae, Streptophyta, Magnoliopsida, Cucurbitales, Cucurbitaceae.